AUGCAAUCCUUGUGCUUUAACCCACUCACCGUGAGAUCUACCGCCGCGCGCGCGCAAACCCCGCGCACGCGAUCGACGAGAAGCAUCGUCUGCACGGCCACCACCGAAGGCCGAAAGGCGGCUCCGCUCAAGACGGGCGGCACUCUCGAAGGCGAGAAGGCUUUCGGCAAGGCUGCCGGCGCCGCGGCCUUGACUGGCCAAAUCUUCCAAGGCGAGACGACGAAGUGGAGCGAUCCGCGCUGGGUUAAUGGUAACUGGGAUCUCGAACAGUUCAAGAACUCGGCGGGCGAGGUUGACUGGGAUGCCGUGAUCGAUGCCGAAAUUGUCCACCGUAAGAUGUUGGAAGACUGCCCGGCUGUGUACGAUGAAGACGGUCUCUUCGACACAUCUAUCGUCCCGUGGCACGUGUGGAUGCGCCGAUUCCAUCUCCCGGAGGCGGAGAAGGCGAACGGCCGCGCUGCGAUGAUCGGCUAUGCCUUCGCGUACCUCAUCGACGCUGCUGGCGGCGCUGGCCUCGUUGACUUGCACAACUCUUUCUUGGGCAAGACCGCCAUUCUCGUCACCAUUCUCGGUGUCACCAUGAUUCGAUCCCUCAAGGAUCUCGAUAUGCUCAAGGAUCUCGCGGAAGAAGCCACCUUCUACGACAAGCAAUGGAACGCGUCCUGGGAAGGUGUUGAACGCCCGUCGGAGACGCAAAAGUGA
Ostreococcus tauri is the source of this 702-nucleotide messenger RNA. RefSeq names its product unnamed product. The record is from RefSeq and is a predicted model, not a curated record. The transcript is spliced from 3 exons. Bases 1 to 702 code for a protein of 233 amino acids. NCBI's taxonomy places the organism in Eukaryota, Viridiplantae, Chlorophyta, Mamiellophyceae, Mamiellales, Bathycoccaceae.